AUGGGUGUAAACGUUAAAUUAAUAGUUCUCAUAUUAGCUUUAAGUGUAAGUGCAUUAGGAGAUGAUACUUUAGUAAAUACAGAAAGUACUGUUAGUGUUAAUGUGCCAGUUAUCCCAGAUGACGUCACAGCAACUGUCGAAACUAAAGAUAGUAAAGACGAAGCGGUGGAGCUUUUAGAAAACGCUGGCGCAUUAGAUGUGAAAAGCGGUAAAUAUCAAAGAAUAGAUGGCGAUAGCUCACUGACAAAUGACACUCCAGUGGAAUUGCAAACAAUAGACUUUGGAUCGUCUGAUGUGCAAAAUGAGCGACAAGUAUACGGUUCGCCCAGCACUACAUCUGUAACAAAUACAGAAUAUGCUCACAUCGAUGGCAGAGUGCUACCUUCGACUACAUAUCGAAAUAAUGGACAGUCUUACGUUAUCACGAACCAAAGACUGCAACAGAUUAGAUCGAACUUCAUGUACUGGUUCUAUGACCAAGGCGGUAAUGAGAAUAUUGGAGAUUACCAAAGAGACAUUCACACAUCAACCCCUCAAGUACACAAAAACUUCAACUUUCAACUACCGUUCUUCGGAUUUCGCUUCAAUUAUACAAGAUUAUCCAUGAAUGGGUACAUCUACUUCAGUGAUCCACCAGAUCAUUAUACCUACCCCCUGUCUUUCCCCGUGCGAGACUGGCCUACCGUCAACGAUCCGUCCUUCAUUGGUAUAUUUUUCAGCAAAUGUCGUAUUGGAAGUCAAAGGCCUGAAGACCCCGAUCAGAGACGGCCCGGUGUUUACUUUAGAAUGGACAGGGACUUACAGACUCGUACGGACCAACUUGGUGUAGAAAUGAGAGAGCGUGUAACCUGGGACAUUCGAGAGGGAGUAAUUGGUUCAGAAACUUUCUUCCCGAAACAUGCUGUUACUAUUACAUGGAAGAAUAUGUCAUUCGCUGGUGGUAUUGAUAACUCCUUGUUUAUGACCAACACAUUCCAAAUGGUACUGGCAACAGAUGAAGUAUUUACGUACGCGAUUUUCAACUACCUAGAAAUCAACUGGAGCUCACACACUGAAGCUGGAGGUGAUACAACAACCGGAGAAGGUGGUGUACCAGCUUAUAUUGGAUUUAAUGCUGGUAAUGGCACACAAAGCUACGAAUACAAACCUUACUCUCAAGCAUCUGUGCUCAGAGAUCUUACUGGAAGAGGCUGGGCUAAUGGCUUCCCCGGACGACAUAUAUUCAGGAUUGAUGAGAAAAUCCUCAUGGGCACAUGCAAUAAAGAUAUUGACGGAGCUAAUUUACCAUUGAUGUUUGCGCCAGAAAGUGGCAACAUGCUUGGUGGUACCGUCGUUAAUAUCACAGGUCCUUGCUUCCAACCGAAUGAUCGAAUUUCAUGCAGAUUUGACACGGAGUCCGUCAUCGGUGCAGUAGUAGAUUCCAACAGAGCUAUUUGUGUUCAGCCCCGUUUCUGGCACAACGGUUACGCGAGAUUUGAAAUUGCCAUCAAUAAUGAGCCUUACAAGUGGAAAGGAAAAUACUUUGUUGAAACACCUGGAACUGCUACAGAGAAGAUCUUCUUCCCUGAUAACUCAAUUCAUGAAAGAUAUCCGCCUGAGAUUAGAAUAACGUGGGAUCGUUUUAACUUGACCACUAAUUUAAACGUCCAACUGCAAAUUAGUUUAUGGGGCUACAAAGAAGUGACAAUCAGACCUCAAUUAGAAUUUAUUGAUAUGAUUGAAACAGGCGUUUCCAAUACCGGAGAAUAUGUGAUAAAUCCACAAAAUUUCCGCAACCGAGAUAACAUAAUGCACAACGAUAUGCAAUUUGGAUUCCUACAAAUCAACUUAACUACUCCAGAAGUGUUUAAGAAUGUGCCGAUUUCACCUGUUUUAUGGAGUCGUCCCAUACCUCUCGGUUGGUACUUCGCACCACAGUGGGAGAGGUUGCACGGUCAGCGCUGGUCUCAAUCCAUGUGUAACAAUUGGCUACGUAAUGAUCGUUUCUUGAAGAACUUCGCUGCCCAAGUGUGGGUGUGCCCUUGUACCUUAGAACAUGCGCUGUUGGAUAAAGGACGCUUCAUGCCCGAUUUGUCCUGUGACAAAGAUAUUAACCCCACUUGUAGAUAUCACUGGGGCGCUAUACAUUGUGUUAGGAGUGGUGCUCCAAGUUCGGAAGGAUCGGGUCAACAGUGUUGCUACGACAAGAAUGGCUUCCUCAUGUUGUCUUAUGACCAAAUGUGGGGUUCCAGACCUCACCGCUCACACGAUUUCGGCUUCACACCCUACAAUGAAGCUAAUAAGGUGCCAUCUCUAUCCCAUUGGUUCCACGAUAUGAUUCCUUUCUAUCAAUGCUGCAUGUGGCAAGAGGAGCAGGCAGUAGGGUGCGAAACAUUCAGAUUCGAACGUCGUCCUUCUCAAGACUGUGUGGCGUAUCAAUCGCCGGGAGUCGCCGGUAUAUUCGGAGAUCCUCAUUUCGUCACCUUCGACGGUUUGCAAUACACAUUUAACGGCAAAGGUGAAUAUGUACUCGUAAGAGUCGAUCGUCCCCAAAUCAAACUAGACGUACAAGGUCGCUUCGAACAAACACCCAGAAAUAUUUAUGGACAAGUUAAUGCUACAAUUCUGACCUCUAUUGUGGCUGCUUCAAACAACUCUGUGCCUAUCGAGGUGAGACUGAGACCUCAACAUGCUCAAUGGAGAUAUCGCCUGGACGUAUUCGCUGAUAACAAGAGGGUUUACUUCGACAGAACAGCUUUAAGAGUGCAGUAUUUCCCAGGUGUGACAGUUUACCAACCCAUGUAUAUCUUGAACCAAUCUGAGAUCGUUAUUAUGUUCUCGUCUGGCGCUGGAGUUGAAGUGAUUGAAAACAAAGGCUUCAUGAGUGCAAGAGUCUACCUACCUUGGACUUAUAUGAACCAAACUCGUGGUCUUUUUGGUAACUGGUCGCUGGAUAUAAACGACGACUUCACUCGCCCCGACGGCAUUAUAGCUCCCGUUGAUAUGAAUAACUUCCAAACAGCGCACAGGGACUUUGCACAACAUUGGCAACUUACCGAUCGAGAACAAAAGGAUAUAGGUGUGGCGUUAUUCGUAAGAGAAUAUGGACGAACAGCCGCAUAUUACAACGACAAUGAAUUCAUUCCGAACUUUAUACGAGAACCGGCGGACUUCUUACCUACGAACAGAUCUCAAGACGUUAGAAGAGCGACGGAAAUAUGUCAGGACUCAUAUCAAUGUCGAUACGACUUUGGUAUGACGCUAAAUAGAGAUAUGGCUGAAUUUACUAAGAACUAUCUCGCUUCUAUUACUAAUAUAAAGGAGCAAAAUGCCCGUCGAGUGAUCAGUUGCGGAAUUCUGGAAACUCCACGUUUCGGGAGAAAGAGUAACUUCUUCUUCACUCCUGGUACUAGAGUUAAUUUCGAAUGUAAUCAAGACUUCAUCUUAACCGGAGAUAAACGUCGUAUUUGUGAAGACAACGGUAGAUGGAAUCUUCCUGACUACGGUUACACAGAGUGCUUACGUAACCAGGAGUUUUCUCAACGCGCACUAUUUUUAACCUGGGGCAUUAUAGUGGCAAUUAUUCUACCAUUAGCACUCCUUAUUUGCCUGAUUUGGUUCUGGUGUUGCUACAAACCGAAAUCUGAGGGCAAAGAAGGAUUCAACUUCGAAGACAUUCCGCGAUCAAAAUCUGCUUCGCGUCUUAAUCUUAGAUCUGCUUCAAUGGGUAACCUCACAGAUACUAUGAAAUCUUCUACUUUACGUACUCAGAAUUCGGAUAUAAAACCUAAAUUGCCAGACACGCCCACUGAAGAAGCUCCCCUUCAAGUUGCACCUCUCACUAGGUCUGCACCACCUCCACCCACUGAACCCCAAGACGGUGAAAGUUCUGGAAUUGGCUAUACAGAUUCCAACAAAAGCGAUAAGUCUGAUAAGUCAAAAAAACGUCGCGCUUAUGAUAAAACUUAUCGAACUAACGAACCGCUACCCAAUGCCCCUGAAGUUGAAUUCCCAGAAAAACCUUGGGAUUUGUCUGAAGAAGAUUUACUCUCUCUAACAACCCCAUCAGAAACUGAAUCCAAUCGCGAUUCAACGCUGACUCGACCAACGCAAGACAUUAAGUUUAUCAGUCAGCCGCGUCAAACCGGCCGCCAUGCUUUACCUAUUGAUUCUGGUUAUUCUACUAAGGAUGGAUCCGAAGAUCCUUAUUCCCCCAAAUUUGAGGGACAAUAUAGUCCCAUUCCAUCUCAGUACUCCCCCACUUAUUCUGAGAUUUAUUCCCCACCUUUAAGUCCAACUUCGGAUAAUAGCCCAAGAAAUACGUAUAACAACCCCGGUUUACCUGAUCCUCCUAAGAGUGCUCCGCCUACUGAAAUAAAAACAUUUACAAUUCCCCCACAAAGAGGCAAGUCCGUUGAAACACUCAUAGAUCCUCCUGCGACUGAAGUACCAACAUUUAGUAGCAACCAAGAGUAUUCUUCACGUACUUUGGGUGCAACAUGGGGUAUCAUCAGCGCUGUAAUGGUGCCUAUCGUGAUAUUGUUCAUUUGCUUGGGUUGGCGCAUCCUGAAGAAGAGAAAAGAAGAAGAAAGGGAAGAAAGCGAUUUCUUGCCUAUCAAGUCUCGCUCAAUCGACCCAGAUGAAUCAGUUAAAAUGGCAUCUGAUGAUGACUCUAUACCGUACAAAAAAGAUACAUCUGAAGAUAGCCCAGAACCUAUUGCUAAUGAAACCAAUAGUUAUCCAUACCAGUUUCAAGACCAACCAACCAGUGAACCACCAGCGCAGUACCAACAACCUCAACCGUUUCAGCAACCGCAGCAGCCACAGUCAAGCAGACAGUGGGCGGGAGAAACGGAGAUUAAU
Messenger RNA from Brenthis ino (lesser marbled fritillary), 4842 nucleotides. Lineage: Eukaryota; Metazoa; Arthropoda; Insecta; Lepidoptera; Nymphalidae. The record is from the annotation of a GenBank genome assembly.